Humulus lupulus (European hop) is the source of this 1026-nucleotide messenger RNA. RefSeq lists its product as uncharacterized. Lineage: Eukaryota; Viridiplantae; Streptophyta; Magnoliopsida; Rosales; Cannabaceae. The coding region runs from base 1 to 1026 and encodes 341 amino acids. The transcript is spliced from 3 exons. The record is from RefSeq and is a predicted model, not a curated record.
AUGUUCGCUCAACUGCUCAUGGACGAAGAACAGCCGUCAUUACUUAUUCCAGACAUCCCUUUUUCUCGAAUUCCACCUAACAGACCUCACUCAAACCCUUCAUACAUGGGUAGAGUAAAAUCUGCUGCCCAGAAAAAGAAACCAUCAAAACCUUAUGAAAACCAGCCUAUUUCUCAUGCAGAAAUUCCCUCGACUAGCGGUAGAGCUGAGAGUACUCCCGAGCUAGGAAUCCAAACUCAAGCCCAGCUCCGAAACGUCAUUCGACCAGAUGUCGAAUGGUAUGUUGCUCCUCCUAGUCGAAAAAAAUCCCACAAGCGCCAGUCUGGGGAGGGCUACAGCAAUCCCUCCACGAAGAAGUCUCGAACAGAAAACCCUCAUGCGCCUACUCCCACAAAGGAGACAACUCCUCCACCAGCUCCUACCAGAGAUGCAACUCCGCCGUUUCCAGUAAAUCUAGAUCCCCCAUCUUCGGUUGGACAGACUCCUCCACCAGCUCCAGCCAACCUUACGCCUCCAACUUCCACCGUCCAGCAGCCGGCUGGACGCCGAGAAGAAGCCUCGGGAGACGACCUCACGAGCGUGGUGCUCAAUUCAACCAAAGAUAGGCUAUCCAUAAUAACAAAGCACCGUCGCAGCCGGGAGGCGAUUCAGGAGACUAGCUCCAUGGCGGUUGAUCAAGUCUUCAACCGCGCACUGAAUGAAUUGCUUGCAGCAACUGAAGCAACUCAUGCCGAGCAGCUGAAGGUAGUUGAGGCAAAGCAUUAUGAGGCUCUUAAGGAAGCUGAGGCGAAGCAUACUGAGGCUCAUAAAGAAGCCAAGGCAAAGCACCUCGAGGUGCUACAAGUGAUCGAGGCCAAACUCGCUUCUCUUGAAGAGGAGUUGAAGAAGAAGGAGGGGAGCAUUGCCAAGAUCACUGCAUCUAAGGAGCAGUACAAGGAGAAUUCGCUCAUAAAUUACUGGGAAGCCCACAAGCUUCAAGCUAAACUAGAGAUAAGCCGCAAAGAAGUUGCUGCACUGGAGGAAUAG